AUGCAUGCUCCACCAAACAACAUCAACAAUAACACUACCAACAACAGCAGUAGUACAGGCAGAGGCAGUAGUCAGGUCCAAAUCCUGGAAUACCGGGGAGCUCAACUGGCAGCAUUCAUUGUGGAGGGGAGAGGACCACUAAUAUGCCUACCCCAAGCCUUUGAACUCUUCCUCAAGCACUUCGUUGGCGGUCUUCACACCGUCUACACCAAAUUAAAGCGUCUGGAGAUCCAGCCUGUUGUGUGCAAUGUGGAACAAGUUCGCAUACUUCGUGGUCUCGGUGCCAUUCAGCCUGGUGUUAAUAGGUGUAAACUUAUCGCACCAAGGGAGUUUGACAUCCUUUACGCAGACUGCACAACUUCAAGGCGAGUAUAA
This is a messenger RNA of Hydatigera taeniaeformis, 375 nucleotides long. NCBI's taxonomy places the organism in Eukaryota, Metazoa, Platyhelminthes, Cestoda, Cyclophyllidea, Taeniidae. The record is from the annotation of a GenBank genome assembly.